UUCGCUGGCCACAUUAUGGGAAGCUCAUUAUGGAAGAGAUGCUGCUAGUUAAAGUUUACAACUGCAGUAAAGUUUUCAGUAACAGACUGCUUGGUACCUUAGUCAUCAGCCUUCAGCACCUAGUGACAUCUGGACGCCUGACCCUCAGAGACGCCCUCGUUGACAAGAACCACAGCAUCACUGGGAUCUAUAUCGAGCUAGAUUUGCGCUACCAGCCUCCUGAUGGCUCAGCAGGUACAUGGCGUGAAGAGGAUUUUGUCUACCAGAUGAAAGACAGCUCCGAGUUAAUUAUCCGCAAUGCUGGAUUCGAGGAGCUGCAGCCAGCUGACGUGAAGCGAGCUCAAGAGCUGGAUAGGAAGGCCACGGCACUGGGCAGGAAGCUGGUGAAGGGCCUGGAGAGUGACGAGGAGGAGGAGUACGAUGAUGAGUCUGAUAUGGAGUUCUUGGGCAUCGUCUUCAGCCCUGUCAAGAGCCGUUCCAGACGCCUCUGCAAGUGGGACCUGUUUGCCACUCCUAGACCACAAAGCUUCCAGAUUGGGAUCAAUGUCACUGAAGCCCAGAAGCUGGUGGGGGUGAACAUUGACCCCUUUGUGGUGGUGAAGGUUGGAGAAGAGAAGAGGCACACAGCGACGCAAAAGUCAACGAACUGCCCCUUUUACAAUGAGUAUUUUGUGUUUGAAUUUCAUGAACCAAGGGAAGUUUUAUUUCACAGACUCAUAGAGAUUUCCGUUUUUCAUUCAAAGAAGAUCCCGUUCCUGGGAACACGCAUAGGAACAUUCAAAAUUGACGCAGAGACAGUGUACAGCCAGCCAGAUCACAGGUUCUUUCAGAAGUGGGCUGUUAUCAAUGACCCAAAGGACACCAGGGCAGGAGUGAAAGGAUUUGUGAAAUGUAAUAUUUCUGUCUUUGCACGAGGUGAUAUAAUGGGCUCCCUGCCCACUUCCUCUAGCAGCCAGAAUGAGGACAUUGAAAAGAACUUGCUGCUGCCUAAGAGAGUCCCAGCUGAGAGACCGUGGGCCAAAAUCUGCAUCAAGGUUUACCGAGCCGAGGGCCUGCCCACCAUGAGUGCUGGAAUCAUGGGGGGGUUCUCAAAGAUUGUGGGCGAGAAGAAAGUUUUCAUUGAUCCAUAUGUGCAGGUCUCGUUUGCCGGGCAACAGGGGGAGACCUCGGUGGAAAAUGACACUGCAGAACCGGAGUGGAACGAGCAGAUCAGCUUCAUCGAGAUGUUCCCCCCUCUUGCCAGAAAAAUAAAAAUCCAACUGUUAGACGAUGCAAACAUUGGGGACGUGGCACUCGCUACGCACUUCAUUGACCUGCAGCAGAUAUCUGAUCCUGGGAGGAAUGGCUUUAACCCCACCUUUGGCCCAGCCUGGGUGAAUCUGUAUGGCUCUCCCCAGAACUCGGCUCUGCGGGAUGUCCACAAGGAUCUGAACGAGGGCCUGGGGGAGGGCAUAUUCUACCGCGGCCGCAUCCUCUUGGCCAUUUCUAUGGAGAUUUUCAGCAGCCCCAGCAUAGUAGAUGGCAAGCGCAAGGAGGUGCUGAGGGGCACCCUGAGCAAACUGACACUGAAGAAGAAGAAGAAGAGUAAAAAGGCCAAGGAGAAAUCCAAGGCCAGCACCAAAGAGCAGAGCCAGAGGCGAGAUGGGGACGAGGCUGGCAGCCUCGAGGAGGCAGAGCAGCCCAGCGAGGUCACUGUGGAGGUGGAGGAGCUCCAUCCUCUCCCAGAGAACUCACUGGGAGUGAAGGAAGAAUUCCUCCUAUAUGCUGCCUUCUUUGAGGUGACUAUGAUGGACCCCUCCAUAGGCUCCAAGCCCGUCCGUUUUGAGAUCUCAAUAGGGAACUAUGGGAAAGCUGAAGAGGUUAUCACCAAAAUGCCUAAGAAAACUGUGAAAGGAGAAGGGCCUGAAGACAAACAGCCUUUGCUGGAUCCCAGUUCAGACGAGGAGCUGGAUAUUGAAGUUAUGGCCCCGAGUCCAACUUUACAGAAUAAGUCCAUGACAGAAAGCCAAAGGCCAGAGCCUACCGAAUAUGACAGUUCUUACAGCUGCCUGUCCAUGCUGCAUGAGAAGCCCUGUGUGUACGUCUGGAGCUAUUGGGAAGAUCACACCUGGAGGCUCUACAAUUCCAACUGGAUUGUCAAAAUAGCAGAGCGUCUGGAACAUGGACUGGAUGACGUGGAGACACUCCUGAGGAGGCCAAAGUCUAAAGCAGAAGACAGACUCAAGCAGGUGCUGGAGGAGUUUGUAGCUGGAUGCAGGCAGUAUUCACUGAAUGUGGAGAAAAAACCAAUGACACGUCCAAACAAUCUUGACAGAUGUCGGCUGAAAUCCCUGACACACAAUAUUAUCCUGUAUGCGAAGCAGGGGCUCCGCGUGAGGAGGCGGCUGACUCGAGCCAACGUGAAGGAGAAAAUGAAUGAUGCAAAGAGAAUCCUAAGAAAGCUGCGCUCCCUGGCUAAAGAGCCCCAGUGCACGCUCCCCGAUGUCCUACUCUGGAUGUUCAGCAAUAAUAAGCGAGUGGCAUACACAAGAAUUCCUGCACAGAAUGUCCUCUACUCUGUAGUAGAAGAGGAGAAAGGCAAGGACUGUGCAAAGAUCCAGACCGUCUUUUUAAAGGUCCCAGGGUCACACACCGGGGAGAUCUUUGCGAAACUAGAGAUCUAUAUGUGGCUGGGGGUGACCAAGUAUGUGAAGAACAGCACUGCAGAACUUCCCGAGGAAUUCAAGCCCAUCUAUGAGAGCGGCCAGCAGACAGAGCGGCUUCCAGCACACCUACCGCCCAGCCGGCUCAGCAGGGACGACUUCAGUUACUUCCAGUUGCGAGCCCACUUGUACCAGGCUCGGGGGAUCCUGCCUGCUGACGACAAUGGCCUUUCAGACCCAUUUGCAAGAGUGGUGUUUUCGACUCAGUGCCAGACCACCAGGACCUUGGAGGAAACCCUGAGCCCAUUGUGGAAUGAGCUACUUUUAUAUGAUCAGCUGAUUAUUGAUGGGCGGAGAGAGGAUUUGAAGACUGAGACCCCCAUUGUUGUCAUCAAUAUCUUUGACCAUAAUAAAUUUGGUUCUCCAGAAUUCCUUGGCCGGGCCUUUGCUACUCCACAGGUGAAGCUGGUGGAUGAACCAUACUGCAAACCUGCCCUGCAGUUUUUUGACAUUUACAAAGGAUCCAGAGCAGCAGGGGAAUUAAUUGCUACCUUUGAGCUGAUUGAGCUGGAUUACAGUGGCUACUUGGAGCCUUCAGUGCCCAAAGACGUGGAACCCAAGGAGCCAGACUUCCUGGAGGACCCCUCUUCUGGACGGUUCAUUAUCCCAGAGGGAAUCCGGCCCAUCCUCAAAGAAUUCCGCAUAGAGAUCCUGUUUUGGGGCCUGCGAGACUUGAAGCGCGUGAACCUGUUUGAGGUAGAUCAGCCACAGGUGAUCAUCGAAUGUGCCGGGAAGAAAGUGGAAUCAGAAGUGAUCGUGUCAUACAAAGAGAACCCCAACUUCAACGAGCUGGUCAAAUACGUCAACGUGGAGCUCCCGGAGCAGGUGUACCUGCACCCACCCCUAAGCAUCUUUGUGGUGGAGCAGCGAGCUUUUGGACGUACCGUGCUGGUGGGGACCCACGUGGUGUCCCAUAUCAUGAAAUUUUCUCCCAAAGAGCUGGAGGAGCUGGAGGAGGAGGCAGAAAAUCCACCCAAAGCACGAAAAGCCUCUGCUCAACCCAACAUCUCCCAGACUGUGAUCAACAUUGGCCUGACUGCAAGCGAAAUGGGCAGCAAAGCAAACCCCCUGAAUCUGGUGAAGGCUCCUCUGAAGAAAAUUCCUAUCAAUAAACUAAUAAAGAAAGAGGAUGAGUUUGAGGAGGAAAAGCCAGAGUUGGAAGAGCUGGAUUGGUGGUCUAAGUACUAUGAGUCCUUAAAGGAAAUGAGCAACCAGUGCCAUAGUGACGAGGAGGAUGGGGACAACGACGACCCGAAUGAGGCAGAUGGAGGGAACUUAAAUGUGGACUCUAUUGAUGUGGAAGCGGAAAAUGGAGUGAUAGUGGAAGCUGAGCCAGUGCGACACAAAAGGAAACUCAUAGCUACGUUGCAGAUCUACAACUCAGAGCUGGAAAACGAGUUUGAUAAUUUUGAAGACUGGCUGUAUAUCUUUCCGCUUCAUCGGGGGAAGGCGAAUGAGGAUGAGGACGGAAAUGAGGAUGAGAACUUUGUGGGGAAGUAUAAGGGUUCAUUCUUCGUUUAUCCUGCUGAGGAGGCAGGUACAGAGCACAAGAUCUCACAGGGUGUUCCCAGAAACAGACCCAUCAAGGUGCUUGUCCGAGUUUAUAUUGUUAAGGCAACGAACCUGGCUCCUGCAGACUCCAACGGCAAGGCAGAUCCCUAUGUGGUGGUAACGCUUGGGCAAGAGCAGAAGGACACAAAGGACCGCUACAUCCCUAAGCAGCUCAAUCCUGUGUUUGGCGAAGUUCUGGAACUGAGCAUAUCUUUUCCGAUGGAAUCAGAACUCACUGUUUCAAUAUUUGACCAUGAUUUGGUUGGGUCUGAUGACCUGAUUGGGGAGACGAAGAUUGACUUGGAGAAUCGAUUCUACAGCAAACACCGAGCUAACUGCGGAGUGGCCUCCCAGUAUGACACAGAUGGCUAUAACAUGUGGCGAGACGCUUUCAAGCCCACCCAGAUCUUGGAGAGUUUGUGCAAGAAGAGCUCUCUCCCCUCGGCAGAGUACAGGCGGGAGGAGGUCAAAGUGAACAACAAGAUCUUCAAGGUCCCUCCUGAAGCUUUCCCUGAAGAGGCCUUUGUAAAAGACAAGAGAGAAAUGGACCAUGAGACUUGGUCAGCAUAUGAUGAGCAGAAGGCUUUGUAUGUCCUGCAGCACUGGGAUGAGAUGCCAGAGUACGGGUACAAACUGGUCCCGGAGCAUGUGGAGGUUCGGUCCCUUUACAACGCAGAGAACCCCGGACUCGUACAGGGCUCCCUCCACAUGUGGAUUGACAUGUUUCCAAAUGACGUCCCAGCACCUCCCCCUGUCAAUAUCAAGCCACGGCUGCCAAUCAGUUACGAGCUACGCGUCAUCAUCUGGAACACAGACGACGUGGUUCUUGAUGACGUUAAUCCAAUAACAGGAGAAACCUCCAGCGACAUCUACGUGAAAAGCUGGAUCAAAGGUCUGGACCAUGAGAAACAAGAAACAGACGUUCACUUUAACUCCCUGACUGGGGAAGGCAACUUCAACUGGAGGUUUGUGUUCCACUUCGACUACCUCCCAACUGAGAAGGAGAUCUCCUAUAAGAAGAAGGACUCCAUUUUCUCCCUGGAGGAAUCUGAGUUCAGGGAGCCAGCUGUCCUGGUCCUUCAGGUCUGGGAUUAUGACAGGAUUUCAGCAAAUGACUUUCUAGGGUCCAUUGAACUGAAGCUGAACGACAUGGUGCGGGGAGCCAAGAGUUCUGAGCAGUGCACCAUUAAGAUGGCCAAGGAAAAGGCCACCCCCCGCUUCUCCAUCUUCCGGAACAAGCGGAUAAGGGGCUGGUGGCCCUUCAUCAAACUGAAAGACCAGGAAGAUGAGGAGCGAGAGGACCGAGAGGCCAAGGAGAAGAAGAAGAAGAAGAAGAAGAAAAAGAAGAGGAGGUCGAUGAAUCCAGAAGACAUUGAGUUUACAGACCCCAGUGGGAACAAGUACCUCCUGACGGGUAAAGUGGAAGCUGAGUUCCAGCUAUUGACUGCAGAGGAGGCUGAGAAGAGCCCUGUUGGUCUGGGCCGAAAAGAGCCUGAACCCCUGGAGAAGCCCAACCGUCCAAAAACAUCCUUCAACUGGUUUGUGAAUCCCAUGAAAACCUUCAUCUUUUUCAUCUGGAAGCGGUACAAGAAGUACAUCAUUGCUUUGGUCAUUAUUGCUGUGGUGACCAUCUUCCUGGUCCUUUUACUCUACACAAUGCCUGGGUACAUCAGCCAGAAGAUCAUCAAUGGAUAAGUGCGGGCAGAGACUGGGCUCCCCUGAGGACCAUGGCUGUUGCUCCAGAAAUUGACACUUUAUACCAAAUAUUUUAAGGACAGUUUGCCAGUGGAUGAAGGUGCUGGGACUCUUUGUAAAUGCUGCAUCAGGAGGAAGACGAGUGGAGAAGCUGCCCUUUCUGGGUAGUUGUAUUUCACACUUAGAACUUGUGAUACACUGUGAUUGUAGCACUGUGGAGCAGAGCGAUAAUGAUUUGGGUAAAAUGUUUGGUUUUCAUUAGUUGGGAGGAAUCUGUCCCAGCUGGGGUUGGCUGUGGGGAGAUUUGCAACAAAUAUCACCUCUGUACCUCUCUCCCUUGUGCUAAGCAGAGGAGCCUCUCUUAGAGCAGUGGGAGGAGCAGUGCUGCUUUCUCUGCAUGGCGUCAGCGUAAUAACGAGGAGUAGGGUGACCAGAUGUCCCGAUUUUAUAGGGACAGUCCUGAUUUUGGGAGCUUUUUCUUAUAUAGGUGCCUAUUACCCCCUACCCCCAUCCCGGUUUUUUACACUUGCUGUCUGGUCACCCUAACGUGGAGACUUUUCACCCAGAGAACUUAGCGCACUUUACAAGGUGACGGAGCGUUCCUGUCCCCUUUGUACAGAUCAGAGAGUCAGGGCACGUCUGCACUAUGGAGACUACGUUGCAGAAGGGGCUUUUCCAUUGCCAUAGGACUGACAGCUGUGCUGACACGGGGGAUUAGGUUAGAGCUGUGUCAGUCAGGAAGUGUUUUUUCACAGCUCUGACUAAUGUAGCUGUGUGAGCCUGGCGGUCAAGUAUAGACCAGGCCUCAGUGGCAGAGCUGGGACCAGCAGAGUGACAAGUAGAGAAACUAGAGAGGAGCUGCAGCAGGCCAGCAAAGUGAGCAGGGGAAAAGAAUGAAGGAGCCAAACUGUUCAUGACCCUCACCACGACUUGGGUAGGGGUGAGGGACAGGCAAAGUCUGAGUCCCCUUGUGAGCUGGGGUUUCCCAGCCCAGGCGUGCCCCCCAGCCCAUGCUCCACACUGCUGUUAAACACGCUUCUUUCCAUGUAGUAAGGCUGGACUUGAAGCUCUUUUUAAUCCUUGUGUUAGAUCUUUACUCCCUCUGGAAUAGAAACCCGCAAAGGAUCUGACCCAUUACCUGGUGCUUCUCAUCCACUCAGCAUUUGCUAGGGUUUCCCAGCUGGCUUUCAGAGGUUGCCCUAACCCCCACUGUAGUGCAAGAAUUUUCCCAUUGAACCUGCUGCCGUCUCGCAACGGGGCGGGUUAACUAACAAACCCGCCUUGCGUUGCUGUAGUAAGUAUCUACACUGCAGUGCAGCUGCACCACUGGCGCAUUUGUAGUGUGAACAUACCUGGAGAGCGUAAUGGCGACUUGUUUGUCUGGUUCAGACUCCAUCCCAGGGCUUCUUUCUCUCUCAUACUAACUGAUAUAGGGGAUUAACAGUCACUCCUGUAUUGUUGUGUUUUGCACCAGAUUUGUAGAUAUUUAUAUAGAUGGUAUUUAUAUGAACAGUGCAAAGUGGCACCAGACUGAGGUAAAUCAAACGUCGAGAAAUAGCCUCA
Molecule: messenger RNA, 7511 nt
Organism: Dermochelys coriacea (leatherback sea turtle)
Lineage: Eukaryota; Metazoa; Chordata; Testudines; Dermochelyidae
Product: fer-1-like protein 4
Exons: 43
Coding region: 30-5948 (1972 amino acids)
Biological process (GO): plasma membrane organization
Cellular component (GO): membrane
Source: RefSeq, a predicted model, not a curated record